Messenger RNA from Phycodurus eques (leafy seadragon), 5102 nucleotides. It is a transcript of the gene acox1, whose product is annotated as acyl-CoA oxidase 1, palmitoyl. Gene Ontology annotation, biological process: lipid homeostasis; very long-chain fatty acid metabolic process; fatty acid beta-oxidation using acyl-CoA oxidase. Gene Ontology annotation, molecular function: FAD binding; fatty acid binding. The coding region runs from base 100 to 2085 and encodes 661 amino acids. The record is from RefSeq and is a predicted model, not a curated record. The transcript is spliced from 14 exons. Lineage: Eukaryota; Metazoa; Chordata; Actinopteri; Syngnathiformes; Syngnathidae. Gene Ontology annotation, cellular component: peroxisome.
UCUGCCCAGCGACGGACCGAGCAGGUCGCCUCAGUUACUGCACGAGUCAAAUCUCACAAACGCACGUCGCUCUCAUUCGAUUCGCUUUGAGCUCCAAACAUGAACCCCGACAUACUAAACGAGAGGCAGAAGGCAACCUUUGAUGUCGAGAAACUCACCAACAUUUUGAACGGAGGCCUCGAGAAGACCAAGAGGAGACGAGAAAUCGAGUCCAUGGUCCUGAACGACCCAGACUUUGAGGAGGAGGACCCAAACUUCCUGUCCCGCAGUGAGCGCUAUGACCAAGCUGUUAGAAAGAGUGCUCAAAUGAUCCUCAAAUUGAGGGAGUAUGGCAUUGCGGACCCAGAGGAGAUCUACUGCUAUAAGAGCUGCGUGCACCCAGGCAGGCCCGAUCCCUUUGAUCUGCAUCUCGGAAUGUUCCUGCCCACGCUGCUCAACCAGGCCACGUCAGAACAAAUGGACCGAUUCUUCAUGCCUGCCUGGAACCUAGAGAUCAUCGGCACCUACGCUCAGACUGAGAUGGGACACGGCACACACCUCCGAGGACUGGAGACCACUGCCACAUAUGACCCAGCCACACAAGAGUUUAUCCUUAACAGCCCCACUGUCAGCUCCAUCAAAUGGUGGCCAGGAGGUCUUGGUAAGACCUCAAACCACGCAAUUGUACUUGCCCAGCUUUAUACUCGGGGAAAUUGCCACGGUCUACAUGCUUUCAUCGUACCUAUCCGUGACAUGGACACACACAAACCACUGCCAGGUAUUGUUGUUGGGGAUAUUGGACCCAAGUUUGGUUUUAAUGAAGUUGACAAUGGCUUUUUGAAACUUGACCAUGUGCGGAUACCACGGGAGAACAUGCUCAUGAAGUACGCCAAGUUGGACCCAGAUGGCACCUACGUCAAGCCGCCUAGUGCUAAGCUGACUUAUGGCACCAUGGUUUUCAUCCGUUCCAUGAUUGUAGGCGAGUCCGCUCGGGCCCUCGCAAAGUCCAGCACCAUCGCCAUCCGCUACAGCGCUGUCCGCCACCAGUCUGAAAUCCGGCCUGGAGGGCCAGAGCCUCAGAUCCUUGACUACCAGACGCAGCAAUACAAACUUUUCCCUGUGCUUGCUAUGGCCUAUGCCUUCACCUUUGUUGGGCAGUACGUGAACCAAAUGUACCACCGCAUCACUGGAGACAUCAACCAGGGGGACUUCAGUGAGCUGCCAGAGCUCCACGCUCUGUCUGCUGGUCUGAAGGCUUUCACCACGUGGGCAGCCAACUCUGCCAUUGAGGUCUGCCGCAUGUCAUGCGGAGGUCACGGCUACUCGCGCAGCAGUGCCUUGCCGGACAUAUAUGUUGAAUUCACCCCAACCUGCACCUACGAGGGAGAAAACACAGUCAUGAUGCUGCAAACCGCGAGGUACUUGAUGAAGAGCUACAGGCAGGCUAGAGCAGGUCAGCGGCUGCAUGGCAUUGUAUCAUACCUGAAUGAGUCAGAGCAUCAAAGAAUUCAACCACAGCUUGUCGCCGCAAGAUCGACUGGGCUCGAUAUUAAUGACCUGUCCAGCCUGGUGGAGAUCUACAAACUUCGAGCCGCCACUCUGGUAGAGCUGGCAGCCAAGAGCAUCCAGAAGGAGCUGCAACACAAGAAGAGCCAAGAGGAUGCCUGGAAUAAUAGUGCUAUCGACCUGGUCCGAGCCUCUGAUGCUCACUGCCACUAUGUGGUAGUGAAGCUCUUCGCUGACAAAUUGGGGGAGAUUGAUGCUGCCACCAUACACUCAGUGCUGUUGACGCUUGCUCGCCUCUAUGCACUUCAUGGCAUCUCGAACAACUCUGGAGACUUUCUUCAGGCUGGACUUUUGAACGGGUCCCAGAUGUUGCAGAUUACUACUUGUAUCAAGGAGCUGCUUUCUGAGCUGAGGCCAAAUGCUGUGGCAUUGGUAGAUGCCUUUGAUAUCCAUGACAGGAUGCUGAAUUCAGUCUUAGGGCGAUACGAUGGGAAUGUCUAUGAGCACAUGUUUGAAUGGGCCCGUCGCUCACCCUUGAACUCCACAGAGGUGCACGAGUCCUAUCAUAAGUAUCUGAAGCCCCUGAGGUCCAAACUGUGAGCUGAGCCGCACAUUCUGAUAGCGACCAUUUCUGCUUGUAAAUAUGAAAUGGACUAAUUCUUCAUUUCAAACCCCAACAAGUCUUAUUUAAUAAGGGGAAGAGACGUUUUUGACUGUCUAAAUCUUGUUUUAUUUAAUUUUUUUUAAAUAAAUUGAUUUAAAAUUGUUUAUAUACAUGAUGAGCAAUUAUAGAUUUCCAUGUCUUAAAAAAAAGAAUCCACUCACAUCCAUCAAACAUAUGUCCAUGAAACUUCAAAUUUAUCUAAUUAUGUAAUACCUUAAAAAAAAAGAAUCCACGCACGUCCAUGAAAUGUAUUUCCAUGAAACUUCAAAUUUAUCUAAUUAUGUAAUACUUCAUGUCUUGUCCACUCUUUUGUAGCCUGAUGGCAUUUUUUUGUUUUUCCUAAAAAGAACAAAACACACAACUCUGAAUAUUACCUAACCGUCCCUGCACCAAAAACUGUUUUGGUUAUUUUCCCAUAGACUGGGCUGUUUGUAAUUUUAUUGCAAGGACACAAUAUUGCCUUGGCAAUCAGUGGGGGGAAAAUUCAUGUAAGUUAAUGUUGCAACAGACAUUUUAUGUGCAUCUUACCUGAAGCAAAUUAGAACAGCUUCACCUCAGAAACGAUUGGCCAUUUACUUCCUAAAAUCUGUUAUUUCAGAGGGUUUCAGCUUGCUGGUUUACCUCUGUUUUGGCGUAGUGCUUGUAGGCCUUUUGAAACUAUUCAGCCACAGUGAGUCUACAAUGCACGCAAAGCUAUAUCGCUAUCACAAAGUAAACGUAAAAAUGAAAAUGAGCACGACCACAUUUUUCCUUGUGUGUAUGGAAGGCUGAGCUCAAUCUAGAGUUGAAAGGCAUUGUAAAAGAUCCAAUAUGGGCUUUAACGAACCACUUAAUAAAUAAAGGCACGUGAGGUGUUAUGUUCCUAAUGGGCUCUUUGCAAGUGAUCUCCCUCGUUGCAGAAAUACGGUUCGAUCUUUUCCGGUUUUGAAAAAUUGUGCUAUUCUAAAGGCUGUGUUUACAGGACUUACCCAAACUAACCAUCACAGACGUACGUACGUAUUUCUAAGUCCUCCUCUAAAAGACUAAGCAGGAAUUAUUACGAUGCAGACUUUCAACUCCCUCCAAAGAUUUUCCAUGGGGUUGAGAUCUGGAGACUGGGUAGGCCACUCCAAGACCUUGAAAAGCUGCUUACGAAGCCACUCCUUCGUUGCCCGGGCAGUGUGUUUGGGAUCAUUCUUCUUUUCCUUUCAGCUUGUCCCAUUAGGGGUCGCAACAACGUGCCAUCCUUUUCCAUGUAAGCCUAUCUCCUGCAUCCUCUUCUCUAACACCAACUGCCCUCAUGUCUUCCUUAACGACAUCCAUCAACCUUCUCUUUGAUCUUCCUCUACCCCUCUUUUCCUGACAGCUCCAUCCUCAUCAUCCUUCUACCAAUAUACUCACUAUUUCUCCUCUGGACGUGUCCAAACCAUCUGAGUCUGCUCUCUCCAACUUUGUCUCCAAAACAUCUACCCUUAGCUGUUCCUCUGAUGAGCUAAUUUCAAAUUUUAUCCAACCUGGUCACUGGUUAUCCAACCUGGUCACAACCUGGUCAACCUCAACAUCUUCAUUUCUGCCACCUCCAGCUCUGCUUCCUGUUGUAUCUUCAGUGCCACUGUCUCUAAUCCGUACAUCAUGGCUGGCCUCACCACUGUCUUAUAAACUUUGCCCUUCAUCCUAGCAGAGGAUGAAGGGCAAAGUUCCUCCACCCGUUCCAACCUGCUUGGACCCGUUUCUUCACUUCCUGACUACACUCACCAUUGCUCUGGACUGUUGACCCCAAGUAUUUGAAGUCCUCCACCCUUGCUAUCUCUUCUCCCUGUAGCUUCACUCGUCCCCCUCAACCCCUGUCAUUCAUGCACAUAUAUUCUGUUUUACUUCGGCUAAUCUUCAUUCCUCUCCUUUCCAGUGCAUGCUUCCAUCUUUCUAACUGUUCCGCCACCUGCUCAAUGCUUUCACUGCAGAUCACAAUGUCACCUGCAAACAUCAUGGUCCAUGGGAAUUUCAGUCUAACUUCAUCUGUCAGCCUAUCCAUCACCACUGCAAACAGGAAGGGGCUCAGGGCUGAUCCCUGAUGCAGUCCCACCUCCACCUUAAACUCCUCUGUCACAGCUCACCACUGUUCUGCUGCCCUCAUACGUGUCCUGUAUUAUUCUAACAUACUUCUCUCCCACUCCAGACUUCCGCAUGCAGUACCACAGUUCCUCUCUGGAACUCUCGAGCCACAAAGACACAAUGGAGCUUUUUCUGACCUUCUCUGUACCUUUCCAUCGACAUCUGCAAGGCAAAUAAUGCAUCUGUGGUAAUCUUUCUAGGCAUGAAGCCAUACUGUUGAUUGCAAAUAUGCACUUCUGUCCUGAGUCUAGGCUCCACUACUCUUUCCCAUGGCUCAUCAACUUUAUUCCGCUAUAGUUCCCACAGCUCUGCACAUCACCCUUGUUCUUAAAAAUGAGCACCAGCACACUUUUCCUCCAUUCCUCAGGCAUCAUUUCACCCAUUAGAAUUCUGUUAAAACAAGAUGGUCAAAAACUCCACAGCCACCUUUCCUAGAUGCUUCCAUACCUCCACAGGAAUGUCAUCAGGACCAAGUGCCUUUCCAUUUUUCAUCCUCUUUAGAUGCCUUUCUUACUUCCUCCUUACUAAUCAUUGCCACUUCUUGGGCCAUCAUACUUGCCUCUUCUACUCUUCCUUCUCUCUUAUUUUCCUCAUUCGUCAACUUCUCAAAGUAUUAUUUCCAUCUAUCCAGCACACUGCUGGCACCAGUCAACACAUUUCCAUCUCUAUCCUUAAUCACCAUUACCUGCUGCACAUCCUUCCCAUCUCUAGCCCUCUGUCUGUGUUUGGGAUUAUUGGAAUGCUGAAAGACCCAGCCAUGUUUCAUCUUCAGUGCCCUUGGUGAUGGAAGGACGUUUUCCCUCAAAAUCUCACAAUACAUGGUCCCAUUCAUUCUUUCCUUUACAUGGAUCAGUCGUCCUGG